AACAUCCAAAAAGUUAUUUUUCAAUCCUCAAUCACUUUGUUAUCUACUUCUACUUUUCAAGUUUAGUUAUCCUUGCUCCAUUUUCUAUUCUUCUCCAACAAAUUAGGGUAUUAGAGCCAGGUUCGAUUGGUGUUCUUGUGAAGUUGAGACCAUUGCUGAAGCGAGGGGAUCUCAGAAGCUGUAGCUAUUUUCAUCAUGGCCAACAAUUCAAAUUCAUUGAAUUUGUCCCAAUCCUUGGUGCCCAUAUUCAAUGGAGAGCUAUGUUUUUUGGAGUAUUAAAAUGAAGACUUUCUUUGUCUCACAAGAUUUGUGGGAUCUUGUGGAGAAUGGGUUUGCUAAAACCGAGAAGUCACUAGAAGCAGAAGUGAAGGAUCUUCGGAAGAAGGACGCAAAUGCAUUGCUUGUAUUGCAGCAAGCGGAGUUCUAUGGAGAUGACAAGAUAACAAUUGUGAAACUUCAAACUUUGUGUAAAGAAUUUGAAAACUUAUGCAUGAAAGGAAGUGAGUCAAUUCAAGAUUUCAUUAGCAAAGUUUAUGUCAUUAUUAAUCAAUUGAAAAUUUAUGGUGAUCAAGUUGAUGAUCGUAAGGUUGUUGAGAAGGUUUUGAGGUGUCUACCAUCUAAGUUCGAUCAUGUUGUAGUUGUUAUUGAAGAGUCAAACGAUUUCUCUAUUUAUUCUCUUAAUCAAUUGAUGGGCUCACUUUUAGCACAUGAAGAGAGAAUAAAAAGGUUUGCAGAGAAAAACAUGGAGCAAGCCUUUCAAACAAAGGUAGAGAUCUCUAGCCAAGCAAAAAAUUAUCACAGAGGCUCGACUAGUAGAGGAAAAGGUAGAGAAGGCUACUGUGGCCUUGGACGAGGGCAAGGGGGAUUAAGCUCAACUCGGCAAAAGUACGAGAAUGAAGAAAGAGACAACCAGAAGCAGAAUUAUAAGGGGAGGCAGUGCCAUUUUUGCAAGAAACAUGGGCACAUCGAGGUAAAUUGUUGGGAGAAGGCAAAGCAACAAGCAAACUUUGUUGAAGAAAAAGAAGUUGAAGAGAACUUGUUCCUCACCUAUUUAAUUCCAAAUGUUAGCAAUUUUGACUUGUGGUUUCUUGAUAGUGGAUGUAGUAAUCAUAUGAUAGGUGUUAGAAGCCUUUUUCGGAAUAUCGAUGAGACAGUGAAGUUGAAAGUUCGGCUUGGAGACAAGAAGCAAGUGCAAAUUGAAGGCAAGGGAACAAUUGCAAUAAGAACCAAGUCAGGUUGUGUUUACGGGAAGCAGCACAGAAAUGCAUUUCCAAUUGGGAAAGCAUGGAGAGUAAAGGAGCCUUUGGAAACUCUAGAGCAGAACGAGGUUGCUGAAAGAAAGAAUAGAACAGUUGUGGAGAUGGCAAGGAGCAUGUUGAAUGAGAAGAAACUUCCACAAAUCUUCUGGGCUGAAGCUGUUGCUACUGCUGUUCAUAUUCUCAACAUUUCUCCAACAAAGGCAGUGCAUAAUGGAAAUGGAAGCCCAAUGAAGGAAAAACCUUGGUAUCAAGUUUAUGACCCAGAUAGUUAUGCACUUCUGGUGGCAGAACCUACUUGCUAUGAUGAGGCAUAUGGAAAACAGGAAUGGGAAAAUUCCAUGAAGGAGGAGAUAGGUUCCAUUGAGAAGAACAACACUUGGGAGCUUGUAGAUAAACCAGAAAGGAAGACUCCAAUUGGUGUGAAGUGGGUCUAUCGAGUGAAGUAUAAAACAAAUGGGAGUGUGCAAAAAUACAAGUCAAGACUUGUGGCCAAAGGCUAUGUGCAGAAACAUGGUAUUGAUUUCCUUGAAACUUUUUUUCUUGUUGCUAGAUUUGAGACUGUUAGAUUGGUGAUAGCAUUAGCAGCUCAAAUGAAAUGGAAGAUUUUUAAGUUUGAUGUUAAAUCUGCUUUCUUGAAUGGUUGGUUGGAAGAAGAUGUCUAUGUUGAGCAGCCCGAAGGAUUCAUUGUUCGAGGCAAAGAAGAACAGAAUUGCAAGAUGUCUACUACUCCUAUGAAUACAAAUGAGAAGUUGACAGUAGAUGAUGGAACUCCAAGAGCUAAUGAGAAGUAUUUUAGAAGUAUGGUUGGCGGAUUAAUUUAUCUGACUCACACUAGACCUGAUAUCAUGUUCUCAGUUAGCUUGGUUUCAAGGUUCAUGUAUAAUCCCUCUGUGCAUCAUCUUGGAACAACAAAACGAAUUCUUCGUUACAUCCGAGCAACAAGCAACUUUGGAAUUUGGUAUAAGUCAGUGCCUAACUUUAAAUUGCUUGGUUUUAUUGACAGUGAUUGGGCAGUCAACCCUUGGCCUCCUCUCUCUCUUCUGCGGCCCGACCAUGCCCAGAUCCCCUUGCUCUGCGCCCCCUGCUGCGCUGACCUUGCUGCUGCGUCGACCCUGCUGCUGUGCCUUUGUCCCUGCGCCUGCACCGAGCCUGCGCCCCUGCUUGCUGCGCCAAUCCUGCUCCUACGCCCCUGCACCUCGCUUGCUGUACUAAGCUUGCACUGCGCCCCCUGCUUGCUGCGAUCCUUUGCACCCCACUGCAGCUCAAUCCCGUGCCUGCUUUAUCCAGAGGCCUGCACAAGAAACAAGAAAAAAAGAAGAAAAAAAGCUUUCAAUCCUCUGCUUUUCCCUGCAGAAACCAGAGGCUAUCCAUCUUGGCAUUUUGCCAUCAAGGGUGAGGAUUUAGGAGGGCAAAUCUCAAUGGUGUAGAUGGAUAGAGGGUAAAAAAAUUCUAGGGUUUUAGUUCUUGUUGUAUAAAUAGAAGUUCGAAAA
Messenger RNA from Rubroshorea leprosula, 2749 nucleotides. NCBI's taxonomy places the organism in Eukaryota, Viridiplantae, Streptophyta, Magnoliopsida, Malvales, Dipterocarpaceae. The record is from the annotation of a GenBank genome assembly.